Drepanopeziza brunnea f. sp. 'multigermtubi' MB_m1 is the source of this 768-nucleotide messenger RNA. RefSeq lists its product as uncharacterized. The record is from RefSeq and is a predicted model, not a curated record. NCBI's taxonomy places the organism in Eukaryota, Fungi, Ascomycota, Leotiomycetes, Helotiales, Drepanopezizaceae.
AUGGAGUUCCCGUACGGCCCCGGCUACGACCAGUACGGCCGCACCAUCGGCCUUCGACGCCGUUCCAGCACUUCCCAUGUCGCCCUCCCAGCAUUUCACGCUCCCUCCGCCGCCAUCUCUGUCCCAGCUGCCCGAAGACUGACACUUAGAGGCAUACCUACUCCAUUCACAGACGCCGCUGAGGUAAGCUCACCCGUCUCCAUUCCCUUAUUAGCAAGCUCGGCCUCCAACCUCACACCGCAGUCCUACUUCCUCAACACCCCCUUCGCCCCCGCAACAUUCAGAGCCUGGAUCCUGACAAGCCGCUCCACUGCCAUCGCCGCGUCCUACGCCCCUUCUACUGCCAGCCUACCCGCUACCAAAGCCAAGAGAAUCAUCUUCGAGCUGCUCGACGCCGCCACCGAGGAGAACCUGGAUCGCAUAAAAGAUAUUGAGACCGCUGUAAAGUUGCUGAAUGAGCUGGAUAUCUGGUGGACAAUGAAGCCAACUCGUGAGGAGAUCGAGGCGGCGAGGUUUCCAGGUAAAGGGGAGCGUGCGGCAGUGAGAAAGGCUGAACAGAAGCGCAAGAAACGUGAGCGAGUGGAAGCGGAGCAAGCAGAAGCCAAGGCAAGGAAAGUGGAGGAGAAAGAAAUGGCAAGAAGGCAAAGAGAAGUGAUGGAGGCGAAGGAGGUUGCGAAAUUUGAACGAGACAAAAUGAGAGGGGAUGAGGUAUUUGAGCUGGAGAACUACAUAGCUAUCCGAGACCCGGAGCAAGCAAGACAGCUAUAA